AUGGUUGGACACCACAAAGUCCCACCAGGCUUCAACGAAGGGAAACCUGUGGAGGGCGACCCUCAGUGUCCGGAGGCGCUCACUUUUUCUGAUUCGUCCUUCGGCCAUCCUCCUCCCUUCCAUCGCUAUAGCAACAGCCCACUCUCCAGCCCCUGUGACCCAUACAGCUCGGCUUCCACCAGCGGGCCCCUGGGAGCCUCCCACACACACACACAGGGUAUCUCUCCCAUCUCUCCCCCCAGCCCAGCGAGCCUUGCCUGGGCUCAGCGUAGCCGCCACCAGCCUGCCAGCCUGGCGCUCCGUAAGCAGGAGGAGGAGGAGAGCAAACGCUGCAAGGCUCUAUCUGACAGCUAUGAGCUCUCUACAGACCUCCAGGACAAGAAGGUGGAGAUGUUGGAGAGGAAGUACGGGGGUCAGUUUGUGUCCCGGCGGGCGGCGAGGACGAUCCAGACGGCGUUCAGACAAUAUCGCAUGAACAAGAACUUUGAGAGACUUCGCAGCUCUGCAUCAGAGAGCAGAAUGACCCGACGCAUCAUCCUGUCCAACAUGAGGAUGCAGUACUCAUUUGAUGAGCGUCAGCCGCAGGGUCAGGGGUCAGCAGGUCAGCAAGGCUCCGAGGACGCAGGAGACAUAGACGACUCCUUCUCCAAGCAGGUGAAGUCUCUGGCAGACUCCAUGGACGACUCUCUGACGUGUCAGUCGGGCCGUGAGGAUUCUCAGGAGGCGGGAGGAGAGGACGACGAUGACGAUGAGGAGGAGGGAGACGAGGAAGAGGAGGAGGAGGAGGAGGAGGGAGAGGAGGACGAGGAGGAAGAUGAAGAUGAAGAUUACAGAGAGUGUGCGUGGCGUAACACCGCCGCCUCCUCCCGACGCAUGACGGGCCGGUCGGGAGGGGUGGGGGGGGGAGGAAUGGGGAGGGGAGGUGCAGGAGGAGGCGCAGCCAUGCAUGAAGACAGCACCGCCACCUCCUUCAGUGAUGUCACCCUCUACAUGGAGGAGGGCUGCCUCCCCUCCUCGCCGCUGUCCCGCCCCCCCUCCAGCACCGACACUGAGUACUGGGGAGGGGGAGGAGGCGCAGGGGGGAGGGAGGACAGCCGGGAGACAGAAGGAGGUAGCAGCGCCAGCCGGAGGAGCAGCACCCCCUGCACUGAGUGCCGAGGGGAGUACAGAGGGAGGGCAGGAGGAGGAGGAGGAGGAGGAGGAGGAGGAGGAGGAGGACACCUUCCUGUCCUGACCAUCGAGCCGCCCAGUGACAGCUCAGUGGACAUGAGUGACAGAUCUGAGCGAGGCUCCAUCGGACGCCUGGUGUACGAACAGGAGCCGUCGGGAGUGGAGCGAGGAGGAGAGAGGGAGAGGAGAGGAGGAGAGAGGGAGAGGAGAGGAGGAGGCGAAGGAGAGAGCGGAGAGGAUGAACGAGGAGGAAGCAGCGAGGCCGACUCUCCGCAGGGAACCAUCAAACACAAACCCAACGGCCGCUCGGUGGCCACAGCGCAGGGACAGACCCGCAGCCCUGCCCCCGUCCCCCUGCCCAUGCCCUCGGCCCGGACCCUGCCGUCACACCCGCUCCCCCACCCGCUCCAGCACCCCCACCCCCACCCACACCCGUCUCCCAUCCCCCACCUCCCCACCAUCCUCCACCACCACCCGCAGUACAGCCAGCCGCACAUCCUGCACAUGCACCAUGGCCACGGCGCCCCCUACAUCCAGCACGCUCAGCACUUUGCCCAGCACCACUACCACCACCUGCACCACCAGCACCACCACCUGCCCCACGCCUACCCAGAACCCCCCUCAUCCCCACUGCCCUCCCCCGUCCCGCCCCUCACACCUCUCUCCCCCCUACCGCUUCCUCUCACGCCCUCGCCGCUGUCCUCCUCCUCCUCCUCGGCGCUCCCCACCAUGGAGGCGCAGCAGCACCACCUCCUCCACCACCACCACCUGCUCUGCUCCGACGGAGACAACGAGAGCGUCAAUUCCACCACCACCAAUUCCAACGACGACACCACAGUCAACAACUGCAGCUCCGGCUCCUCGUCCCGCGACAGUCUGCGGGAGCCAAUCGGAGGAGCGACACUGGGGAAGCAGACCUAUCAGAGAGAGAGCCGCCACAGCUGGGACUCCCCCGCCUUCAACAACGACGUGGUGCAGCGGCGGCAGUACCGCAUCGGCCUCAACCUGUUCAACAAGAAGCCAGAGAAGGGGAUCCAGUACCUGAUCGAGAGGGGCUUCGUAUCGGACACGCCGGUGGGCAUCGCCAGGUUCAUCCUGGAGAGGAAAGGACUGAGCAGGCAGAUGAUCGGAGAGUUCCUGGGCAGCCGGCAGCAGUUCAACAAGGACGUCCUCGACUGCGUCUUAGAUGAGAUGGAUUUCUCAGGGAUGGAUCUGGAUGACGCUCUGAGGAAGUUCCAGGCUCAGAUUAAAGUGCAGGGUGAAGCUCAGCGGGUGGAGCGGCUGGUGGAGGCCUUCAGUCAGCGGUACUGUGUUUGUAACCCGGUGUUGAUCCGGCAGUUCCAGAAUCCAGACACCAUCUUCAUCCUGGCCUUCGCCAUCAUCCUCCUCAACACGGACAUGUACAGCCCCAACGUCAAGCCGGAGAGGAAGAUGAAGCUGGAGGACUUCAUCAAGAACCUGCGGGGUGUUGAUAACGGUCAGGACAUCCCCAGAGACCUGCUGGUGGCCAUUUAUGGGAGGAUUCAGAAGUGGGAGCUGAGGACCAACGAUGACCACGUGUCCCAGGUCCAGGCAGUGGAGAGGAUGGUGGUCGGCAAAAAGCCUGUGCUCUCCCUGCCUCACCGCCGGCUGGUCUGCUGCUGUCAGCUCUUCGAGGUUCCCGAUCCGAACCGAGCUCAGAGGAGCGGAGUCCACCAGAGAGAAGUCUUCCUGUUUAACGACCUGCUGAUGGUGACGAAGAUCUUCCAAAAGAAGAAGACUUCAGUGACGUACAACUUCAGACAAUCGUUUCCUCUGGUGGACAUGCAGGUGCAAACCUUCCAGAGCAACUACUACCCUCACGGUAUCAGACUGACGUCGGCGAACCCCGGAGGAGAGAGGAAAGUGCUGAUCGUGUUCACGGCUCCAAGCCAGCAGGACCGAGCUCGCUUCACAUCUGACCUCAGAGAAAGCAUCGCAGAGGUCCAGGACAUGGAGAAGUACCGCGUGGAGUCUGAGCUGGAGAAGCAGAAAGGUGUGAUGCGUCCAGGUGUGCUGACGGGGGGAGGACCAGGAGUGCCGGGCGGCGGGCCAAACACCGGCGGUGUGCCUGUGAAGGGCGAGGCGGUGAACGGCACCAUGGGUCGGCCGAGCCUGGAUGACACGUACGCGUCAGUGGACGGACUCAAACGCACGGCACUCAGCUCCUCACUGAGAGACCUUUCAGAGACCGGGAAGCGAGGUCGUAGGAACAGUGUCGGGUCAUUGGACAGCACCAUUGAAGGUUCUAUUAUUAGCAGCCCCCGGCCUCACCAGCAGCGCCCCCUUCCUGCUGGAGGUCUGUCCUACAGCCCCAUGAUGGUCCCUUCUUCUCCAGCAGCCUACCGGCCGCACCGCCCUACUCAGAGCCCCGGUACAGGGGUGGGGGGUGGGCCGGGGCUCUGUCACAACCAGGGAGGGGUCGCCACCUCCCCUCUCGUGAGCGGGGGAGGGGCUGGGCUCGGAGGAGGGAUGGUGAGCGGGGGCGGACCGACUGGCGGCGGCCUGCUGGGGAAUUUCUUCGGCAGUCGCAGAGGCAAGGUUCCUGGUCCCCUGACGAUGACGUCUCCUCCCCCCCAGGGUCCCCCGAGUCCCCUGAUGAUAUCAUCCCCCCCCCAUUACCCCGCCCCCGCGCCUCCCAUCCCCCACCCAUCCUCCCCUUCCCCGUGCCCCUCCCCCUCGGCCAACCUCGGCCCGUCGGACUCGGGAGGAGUUGGAGGGGGCGGAGGUUCGGGAGGGGGGCCUUCCAAGCUGCAGGCUCUGCACGCCCAGUAUUGCCACGGCAACAGUGGAGGAGGCGGAGUCAGUGUUACUGGGCACCAGCAGCAGACCCCCCCCCCACCUUACCACCACCAUCACCGCUACCACAUGCAGAGCGUCCCGCAGCACCACGUCCUGUCCCAGAGGGUGUCGGUGCCGCGGCGGUCGGGCCCCCCCGGCUGCGUUCCCUCUCACACUCAGCACCAGAGGAUCCAACAUGGCGCCGUCCACCCGCGCUACAUGGGCUCGGGGUUCAUCACCCCUCCCCCGCUGUCCCCGCACUCCCCCCUCACCCCCACUACCCCACACGGACUCUACCACUCGCACCCCACGGUGGGGAGGCCGGCUGGCGCCAAGCUGCCGCUCACCAUUUCGCACUCGCAGCCCCACCCCCACGCUCACACGCACGUUCACAACCACGUGCACACACACUCCCCCCUCAGCCCCUCCCCCUCCGUCUCCCCCUCCACCCACUUCAUCUUCUCCACUCCGCCGCCUCAGACGCCCUCGGCGCGCCUCGUCAGCCAGACGGCGCAGCAGCCCUACGGCCCCCAGUACCCCCCCCUCUCCUCCAUCCCGCCCCCCCCUCCGCACUCCCCUCUACCGCCGCCGUCCAACGCCCCGCUCUCCCCCCACCCGGGGGCGGCGGGCGGGCAAGGGGGCGGCCCCAAAUCGAAACCCGUCAGUCGGAUCAGCACGGUCGUGUGA
Scomber scombrus (Atlantic mackerel) is the source of this 4656-nucleotide messenger RNA. RefSeq names its product IQ motif and SEC7 domain-containing protein 1-like. The transcript has 17 exons. The record is from RefSeq and is a predicted model, not a curated record. The coding region runs from base 1 to 4656 and encodes 1551 amino acids. Lineage: Eukaryota; Metazoa; Chordata; Actinopteri; Scombriformes; Scombridae. Gene Ontology annotation, biological process: regulation of ARF protein signal transduction; actin cytoskeleton organization. Gene Ontology annotation, molecular function: guanyl-nucleotide exchange factor activity; protein binding.